Messenger RNA from Arvicanthis niloticus (Nile rat), 4209 nucleotides. RefSeq names its product protein S (gene Pros1). Gene Ontology annotation, cellular component: extracellular region. The record is from RefSeq and is a predicted model, not a curated record. Gene Ontology annotation, molecular function: calcium ion binding. Lineage: Eukaryota; Metazoa; Chordata; Mammalia; Rodentia; Muridae.
AGCUGGAAGAGCAGAGCCUGGGCUCGCAGCUCCCCUCGGCCGAGCGCAGGCACGGUCCCCGCUGCGCCAGCCCUGACCCCCCGGCCGCCCGCUCAGCAAUGAGGGUCCUGAGCUCACGCUUUCGGGUGUUACUAGCCUGCCUCGCCCUGGUGCUCCCCGUCUCAGAGACAAACUUCUUGUCAAAAGAACGUGCUUCACAAGUCCUGGUGAGAAAGCGCCGUGCAAAUAACUUGAUCGAAGAAACCAAACAGGGCAACCUUGAAAGAGAGUGCAUUGAAGAACUCUGCAAUAAGGAGGAAGCCAGGGAGGUCUUUGAAAACAAUGCUGAAACGGAUUAUUUUUAUCCAAAAUACUUAGCUUGCUUGGGUGACUUCCGUGUUGGCUCAUUCAGUGCUUCAAGGCUUUCAGCUAAUGCUUACCUUGACCUCCGGAGCUGUGUCAACGCCAUCCCAGACCAGUGUGACCCUAUGCCAUGCAAUAAAGAUGGGUAUCUGAGCUGCAAAGAUGGGCAAGCUGCCUUCACUUGCAUCUGCAAACCAGGGUGGCACGGAGACAGGUGUCAGUUUGAUGUAAACGAAUGUAAAGAUCCGAUGAAUGUCAAUGGAGGCUGCAGCCAGAUUUGUGACAACACUCCUGGAAGUUACCACUGCUCUUGUAAAACUGGCUUUGCUAUGCUUGCAAAUAAGAAAGACUGCAAAGAUAUGGAUGAAUGCUUUCUAAUGCCAAGUAUCUGUGGCACAGCCAUGUGCAAGAACAUUCCAGGAGACUUCGAAUGUGAAUGUCCCGAUGGCUACAGAUAUGAUCCCUCAUCAAAAUCUUGUAAAGAUGUGGAUGAAUGCUCUGAGAACAUGUGUGCUCAACUGUGCGUCAAUUACCCCGGAGGCUACUCUUGUUACUGUGAUGGGAAGAAAGGAUUCAAACUUGCCCAAGAUCAGAAGAGUUGUGAGGGGAUUCCAGUGUGUCUUUCCUUGGAUCUUGACAAAAAUUAUGAAUUAUUAUAUUUGGCUGAGCAGUUUGCGGGAGUUGUCUUAUAUCUAAAAUUUCGAUUGCCAGAUAUCACCAGGUUUUCAGCUGAAUUUGAUUUCCGGACAUUUGACUCAGAAGGCAUCAUACUGUAUGCAGAGUCUCUCGAUCACUCAAAUUGGCUCCUGAUUGCACUUCGUGAUGGAAAGAUUGAAGUCCAGUUUAAGAAUGAGUUUUCGACCCAAAUCACAACUGGAGGCAAUGUUAUUAACAAUGGUAUAUGGAAUAUGGUGUCUGUGGAAGAAUUAGACGACAGUGUUAGCAUUAAAAUAGCUAAGGAGGCUGUGAUGAAUAUAAAUAAACUCGGGAACCUUUUUAAGCCUACCGAUGGAUUUCUGGACACCAAAAUAUACUUUGCAGGCUUACCUCGGAAGGUGGAGAGCUCACUCAUUAAACCGAUUAAUCCUCGUCUGGAUGGGUGUAUACGAGGCUGGAAUUUGAUGAAACAAGGAGCUUUGGGCGCAAAGGAAAUAAUUGAAGGAAAACAAAAUAAGCAUUGCUUCCUCUCGGUGGAGAAGGGCUCCUACUAUCCUGGUUCGGGAAUUGCCCAAUUCAACAUAGACUACAAUAACAUAACUAAUGCAGAGGGUUGGCAAGUGAAUGUGACCUUGAAUAUUCGCCCGUCCACUGGCACUGGAGUCAUGCUUGCUUUGGUUUCUGGGGACACAGUGCCCUUUGCCUUGUCCUUGGUGGAUUCUGGCUCUGGAUCUUCUCAGGAUAUUCUGCUAUUUGUUGAAAAUUCAGUGGCGGCUCGAUUAGAGGCCAUAACUCUGUGCUCGGAUCAGCAAUCCCAACUGAAAUGUAACGUUAACAGAAAUGGACUGGAACUGUGGACCCCUCUUAGAAAAGAUGUCAUUUACUCGAAAGAUCUUCAAAGGCAACUCAACGUCUUGGACAAAGCAAUGAAAGGAACCGUGGCCACUUACCUGGGUGGCAUUCCAGAUAUUUCCUUCAGUGCCACACCAGUGAACGCCUUUUACAGCGGCUGCAUGGAAGUGAACAUCAACGGUAUGCAGCUGGAUCUGGAUGAAGCCGUUUCUAAACAUAAUGACAUUAGAGCUCACUCGUGUCCGUCCGUGAAGAAAACCCAGAAGAACUUCUAAAGUCUGUUUUCUGUGCUUAUCAUGUCUCUUUUGGUGUUGUUGUAAUUGUGGUCACGUUCCUAUCACCAGCUGGCAGGUGUUACCUGUGAUGUGCAAAGUUUAAAUGUGACGUGGUACUUCGUCCUUCAGAUUUUUGUUAUAUAAAUCACAGUUUUGAAAAGUCUUGCACUCACUGUUAUCUAGAAAUUAAAUAACGAAACAUUUAAAUUUCAAUUUAUUUCCUAUAAUAAAUGACACUGCUUCAGUUUUUUAUUUUAAAAGUAAGGUUCGUCAUCAUGGAACUAGUAUUUAAAUGUCCUGUUUUUCUCAGAAGACGAAUCAGUUAAACCCAAACAAAAGCUCACGUGACUAAAUGUUAACAGUGGGAGAGAGACACUGGAUUUUUGGUGUUGCUUUUUGCCUUGUGAAAGUGACAGAGCUGAUAGCAUACGGAAGAUGAAUGGGAUGGAAGGUCUCAAAGCUUUAUUCCAAAGUAAUUCCUUGGAGUGGGGAGCACCUAGUUUAGGCUUCAUUUUUCUUUUACCUGGCUUUACACGUGAGCCAACACCUUCACUGAAUUAGAGAACAAAGGCAGAGUUUCACAGGAGCAGCACAUGAAUAUUGUCUCAAAGGCAUUGGUUUCUAUUAGAGACAUCAGGUUAUGCCAUAAGGGGCGUGAACAUUGGGUGGACACAUCACUCAACAUAGGCUGUUUAGCGCAUACAAGGUCAGAGUCAGAAAGGCAGCCAUCCUUAAUGGUGGGAAGGAAAGUGACCACAUCGGGAAAUUCAUAGUUGUCCUUCCACAUUGGGUUUUAAUUACUAUAGGUGGCUUGAGUGUGAUUGUUGAAGUUAAAAAAGUGAUGAAAAGUAGAGUGGAUUGUUAACAAAAGGAUAAUGAUAAGAGGGACGCUGGAUAUUGUUCCAUGCUCUGUCUUUGUAAUGACAGAAGUACGGAGGUAAGAUGGUCCAAUAUUUGUUGACUGUGCAUUGCAAGUGGCAGGCCACUUUGUUGUUCUCCUGGAAUCGACGGUCAGGUCAUUUCAGGUGUGCGUCGGACACGUCAUUGCCGUUUGAGAAAUGGAAUUUUAUUUUGCUGUAGAUAUUUUGCAUCACGUGAAACAUAAUAAAAUGAUAUUUUUAAAAUACACAAACAAUUUAUUUAUUGAAACAACUCAUAGCAUAAAGCUAGAGAAUGUCUGUCUAAGUCUUCACAGAGCAUGGUGGAACUCGAGCUGAAAGACUAGAAAUCUUAAACCCUUGAUGAGUAGUUGUGAUGGUAGUAGGAUGGGGCUCAGGAAGGGAGGGAGAGCAAGAGUAACACAUCUGAGUACCUUUAGCCUGGGUAGAUCACUGCAGAGUGUAACUUUCCUCCCACUAUUUGUGAUAGGUGAUCAAGAAUACGUGUCUGCUGAUUAUGCUGGUGUAAAAAGAGAAGGAUGGGACUGAGAUGGCAUUUGAGGGGAUAAAGUGUGUGUUGUACAAUAAAGAGGACAAAUUGUGUUAGGGAUUUGGCACUCAAAAAAUACCAGGUGUGGCCGGGCAGUAGUGGCACACGCCUUUAAUCCCAGGACUUGGGAGGCACAGGCAGGCAGAUUUCUGAGUUUGAGGCCAGCCUGGUCUACAAUGUGAGUUCCAGGACAGCCAGUGCUACACAGAGAAACCCUGUCUGGAAAAACCAAUAAAUAAAUAAAUAAAUAAAUAAAUAAAUAAACAAACAAACCUACCUUAAAUAGUGUUUUGGGGGAAAAAAAAUACCAGGUGUGGUGCCCUUUAUUUCAACAUCCAGAACUGGUGGAGAGAAGCAGAAACAGGUAGUAGAUUGCAGGGGCUCGGUGGCUGCCAAGGCAGCAGAAAUUAGCUUAAGGUCCAGUAAGAAAGUAGUAUCUCAAAAAUUAAGAUGACAAUCAAGAAAGGUAGUCAGUGUCUCCACAAUUGCAUGAACCCCCCCUCCCCACUCCACACACAUACACACUCAAUACAGAGGAAGAAAAUGGUGCAUGUGAUCAAAAUGCUUUAUGUACAUGCAUGGAAUGUGAUAAUGAAACAGAAUUAUGCAUACUUCGUUAAAAUAUGCUAAUAAAAUGAAGGCACAAGAAAAUCUC